GUCCCCGUGGAUCACGUGUCCCGGGCUGGCCAAUCCGGGGCGGUCGAGGGCGGAGGUAGGCCCCGUUGGGCUGGGUGGCUGGAGCAGCUCGGGCCGGGGCGGCGCGGCCGGUGCUGGCCCCAUGAAGCUGCGGGCACAGGCGGAGCAGAGACCGGCCUGGGCCUGCCCCGCUGCCCCUCGCGGGCUUGGCCGCUUUACCCGUGGGUCGCCGCCGGCCGCUCAGCGGGGCCCGCCCCACCCCGCGCGCAGGUGCAGGUGAGGAUGAGCUUCCCCGGCGGCGCCUCCGGCUCUCCCGGAUGCCGCGGCUGAGGCUGCUGCGGCCCGUGCCCCGGCCCCUGCCAUGGCUCUGCUGGGCUCCGGGGCGGCGGCCGAGGGCUCCUCGGCGGGCGGCGGCGGCCCGUCCUGCCCGCUCUGGACCGCGCUGUACGAUUACGAGGCGAACGGGGAGGACGAGCUGAGCCUGCGGCGGGGCGACGUGGUCGAGGUGCUGUCCAAGGAUGCGGCCGUCUCGGGGGACGAUGGCUGGUGGGCGGGCAAAAUCCGCCACCGCCUCGGCAUCUUCCCGGCCAACUAUGUGACUUACCAGCCGGGCCGGUACCCGCCCCAGCACCGCCAGCAGGAGAAGGGCGGGCGCCCGGCCCCGAGCCCGGCUCCGCAGGACUGGCGGGCCGGAGGCGGGGGAGACCAGCCCGGCUCCCCAGCCCAGAUUGACUUCCAGCAUCUGGAGCUGCAGGAGAUCAUUGGCGUGGGGGGCUUCGGCAAAGUGUAUCGGGCCACCUGGAGGGGCCAGGAAGUGGCGGUGAAAGCGGCCCGGCAGGACCCCGAUGAAGACAUCAUGGCCACAGCGGAGAGCGUGCGGCAGGAAGCCAAGCUGUUCUCCAUGUUGAAGCAUCCCAACAUCAUCGAGCUGCACGGAGUCUGCCUGCGGGAGCCCAACCUCUGCCUGGUGAUGGAGUUUGCGAGGGGAGGCUCCCUCAAUAGAGCCCUAGCAGGGGCAGCCACCACCGGCGGGGGAAGCCGUUGGGGCCGCCGCGUACCUCCGCACAUCCUGGUGAAUUGGGCAGUACAGAUAGCCCGCGGGAUGCUCUACCUGCACGAGGAAGCCAUCGUCCCCAUCCUACACCGAGACCUCAAAUCGAGCAAUAUUUUGUUACUUCAGAAGAUAGAACAUGAUGACAUUUGUAAUAAAACUUUGAAGAUUACAGACUUUGGCCUGGCUAGGGAAUGGCAUAGAACAACCAAAAUGAGUGCAGCAGGUACCUAUGCAUGGAUGGCACCUGAAGUUAUCAAGUCUUCCGUGUUUUCUAAAGGAAGUGAUAUCUGGAGUUACGGAGUGUUGCUGUGGGAACUGCUUACAGGAGAAGUUCCUUACCGUGGCAUUGAUGGUCUUGCUGUGGCUUACGGAGUAGCUGUCAAUAAGCUUACCUUGCCCAUUCCAUCCACCUGUCCUGAACCAUUUGCUAAACUAAUGAAAGAAUGCUGGGAGCAGGAUCCUCAUAUCCGACCGUCGUUUGCCUUAAUUCUUGAACAGCUUACUGCCAUUGAGGGGGCAGUUAUGACUGAGAUGCCUCAAGAAUCUUUCCACUCCAUGCAAGAUGACUGGAAAUUGGAAAUUCAGCAGAUAUUCAGUGAACUACGGACCAAGGAAAAAGAGCUGCGAUCACGGGAAGAAGAGCUGACAAGGGCUGCUCUUCAGCAGAAAUCUCAGGAAGAAUUACUAAAGCGACGUGAGCAGCAAUUAGCGGAACGCGAGAUUGAUGUACUGGAGCGUGAGCUGAAUAUUUUGAUAUUCCAGUUAAAUCAAGAGAAGCCCAAUGUGAAGAAGAGGAAGGGAAAGUUUAAAAGGAGCCGGUUAAAACUUAAAGAUGGACAUAGAAUUAGUUUGCCUUCAGAUUUCCAGCACAAAAUAACAGUGCAAGCUUCCCCUAAUUUGGAUAAACGAAGAAGCUUAAACAGUAACAGCUCUAGUCCACCAAAUAGCCCCACAAUAAUUCCUCGUCUUCGAGCUAUACAGCUGAUUUCCAAAGCAGACACAAAUACAGCCAAUGGCCGAAGAAACAGUGUAUAUGUGUACCAGCAAGAUGUAGAUAUCACAAGUGAAUAUGAACUUUCCAGUGGGGUUAUGAAAAAAGUAACCUCAGAUGAAAGCAACAGAACCUGGGGAAGAAGCACAGCUUGUCACCAAGAAGAAUUUGAAGACGUGAAGAAAAGCUUUAAAAAGAAAGGUUGCACAUGGGGACCAAGCUCAGUUCAAACAAAGGAACGUGCAGAUUGUAAGGAGAGAAUAAGACCUCUCUCGGAUGGCAACAAUCCUUGGUCAACUAUUUUAAUGAAAAGUCAGAAAGGUGUUCCAUUAGCCUCCCUGUUUGUGGACCAAGAUGUUUGUACAGAGCAGAGACUUUUCCCUGAAAGCUUGGAUGCAAAAAGACCAAAGCAAAUGAAGUUGCCAAAUCAGGCUUAUAUUGAUCUACCUCUUUGGAAGGAUGAUCAGGGAGAAAACACUAUAGAACAUGAAAGCUUUGAAGAAGGAACCUCUGCUAGUUCUGCAAAUAGUACUCCACAAAUGACUCCUACAAACAGUCUCAAUAGAACACUGCAGAAAAAGAAAACUGACUCUAUAUUGUAUGGAUGUGCUGUUCUCCUUGCAUCUGUAGCUUUGGGCUUGGAUAUUAGAGAGUUAAACAAAUCACAGGUUCCAGACGAACUGUUGCCAAAGGAGGAGAAGAAGAAGCGAGAGGGAAUAUUUCAGCGUGCUUCAAAGUUUCGCAGGAGUGCAAGUCCUACAAGAUUGCAGUCCAAAAAAGAGGAAACCCAUAUUCCAUCUCUAAGUCCAUCUGCAAAUACCGUGAAUCUUCUCUCUAUGCCUUCUCUUUCCACCAAAUGCUUGCUUCAGUCUGACAGUGAAGAUGCGUUUGUAAGCAUCACUCCCAGCGAUUGUGACACAGGCAUUCCCAUUGAGGCCUUUUCAUCUGAAACUUCGGCAACUAAGACGGGGGAACAAAGGGUAAAGCCGGUGCUUGACACUGAUCCUGCGAUGUUAAAGAAUCAGUCUCCUAUUCUUCCUCUGAAACAAGAAUCUGAAAAAGUGCCAAAUGACUCUUCAUCAAAAUUGAGACAAUUGGGUCACAGACGAACCAUGUCAGAUGGAAAUACUUUCCAGACUACGUCUAAUGGAAUCACUUCACCGAAUGGAGUCUCUAUGUUGCCAGUUCUUCCAGUUUCUGCGAUUCUGCAGUCUACAUCUGUUCAGCAAAGAAGCAUCCACCAUGACCCAUCACCUGAAAAGCAAAGAGCUGUCAAUAUUAUAUCAAGGCCUCGACCUUCUUCUCUAAGAAGCAGAAUAGAUCCAUGGCAGGUUCUUCCACAAAGUAUAAAGCCAGACUCUACAGAAGUGGACUAUUUAGAAAGUUAUGUAGGUCCCAAUGUUAACUUUGUACCAGAUUCUGAGGAGAGAACUAAAUCCCACAUUCCUUCAUUACUUGAUAUUGAUGUGGAAGGUCAAAACAGAGACUGUACAGUGCCUUUGUGUAGGAUGAAGAACAAAACUUGUCGGCCAUCAAUAUAUGAACUGGAGAGAGAAUUUUUGUCUUAAGUGCCUAGCAUUUUUAAAGUAUUUCCUUUUUUAAGGAGAAGAAAAAAAUUUAAAUUCUUUUGAACAUCUAAUAUUUCAUGCUACUGUUUUCUAAAAUACUGUGGCCAAUACUACCAAAAUUUUUGUAAUGGGCAGCUAAUUUUGUACAAUGUAUAACAAGGGGCCUAUCUUGAAUUUUUACUGGAAUCCCAUCUAGUAACCUUAAAAGCACAAUGCUGGACAACAGUAUUCUGGACAUACAUCUCUAAGCACAGUUUGAAUUGCUAAAUUAACUUGUCCAAUUACCUCCCACAAAAUCUCACCUUUUCUCUGCUAGAGCUCUUGCUUUUUGGUGUGUUUUUUUUUGUUUGUUUUCUCUCACACAUUGAAGGACUAAUUGGCAUGCAGAGGAUUUGCAUUCAAGUCAUGGGGAGUUCUGUGCACAUACAUUUUUCUGGAACAGCCCCUUUUGAACGGUGGAGUUAAGGAUAUUUUUUUUUGGUUGGUUGGUUUUUUUGUUUGUUUGUUUUUGUUAAGAUGCCUGAAUAGAAGUGCUCUACCCACUCUGCCCCAAAUAGUUGGUUUUCCUUUGGCAUUGACUACAUUAUGUGAGUAACUUACCACCACCAAAUGAAUUUGCAUAGUUUUGCCCCUGACUAUUUUGAAAUACAGUAGAUUGUCAAUCGUAGAAUUAACUUACCUAAAAAGUUGUAAUUUAAAUUAAAACUAAAUUUAAAUUUGAGUGACUGGAAUUUGGUUCAAGGUAUUUAAUGUUCUUUGUUUUUUUGUGUGUGUGUGAAGCAACAUUCCAUUAGGUAAAGAUAAACUGGAACUUUUAUAGUCGUGCUCUGACUUUUUUUGAACACAUCAGUAUAUUUGCACUGAGAAGAGUAUUCUUCUUGAUGAUUUUUAAUUAAAACGGAGUUCUCUGGGUUACUGUACCUUCUGUUUGGGAAAGAGGAUUUUCUUAAAAUGAGAACAGUGCAGUUAACCAAGUUUGUUUCUAGCACAACUGCAAACUGUUACAGAGUCUAUUUCAAAGUAAACCCUGCCUUUUCUUCCUUAUAUUGUCAAUGGGAGCCCUGCUUUUCGUGCCACGGUGUGGUAUGAAACGGCAAAAAUUUGAUACACUUGAUUUCUUACUUAGUCAGUAAAUGUCCAACAAAUUCAUAACUAUAGAGUUUUGGGGGGAAGUGUACUUAAACUUGACCAUGUAGCAACUUCGUUUUCCCAAAUCACUAAAUUAGUGGUGACUAAUUUAAACACUGUUUUACCAAUAAUUGUUGGAAGUGCUGAAGGAGGAGCAGCAUUAGAAUUAAGGAGUAUUUCUUGAAUUUUGACAACUAGAAAUUCUCUGUAUCCUUUUUAGAUUUAGAUAUGCUGCAGAAAUAAAAUUACAUACUUAAGUAAAAAAAAAAUUUCAUUUCCCAUCAGGACAUUUUCUUGUUUUAAGGCCUUUGUUUAAAUGCUUUGUCUCCUUUACCCGUAAGUCUGGGAGCUCAGAUUGUCCAUUGUUGAGCAGAAUUCAUGAGCACCUAGCAUCAAAGCAAAGGAAUUAAAAAGCCGUUUUUUAUUCUAUAGUGCACUACAUUGGUUAUAUUGCAAGUGGGAGAGAAGAAUUGGAGAAUGUCAAUCCUGCAGUUUUAACCUUGCAGAGAAGUGGAUAGAUGGACAGAACUUCCCUGAGAACAAGCUCACAAUAUUAAGAGUGGAAAUGAAAGAACAUUUUCUUAAAGUAUUAUUUCUACAAAAAAUGUUGACACACUAACCAAUGGUUGGCUGUAAACUGAGUGACUGUAUAACAGGUUAUUAUUAAAUUAUUGCAUUUUUGUUCUAUCCUGUUUAUUUUCAGUAACCUGUAUAAUUGCUAUUAAGUUUGUUGUAAGUACUGCAUACUUCAAAACUUAGGUACCACAAAUUUCAAAUACCAUACAAUGUUCUUUAACUUGUAUUCUUUAAACUUGUACUUAAUUUUAUCAGGUACACUUCAGUAGAUGAAGUUUAGUUUUUAAUUUAAAAUGUAAUGAUUGGAUCUCAUGUUGUACACAAUUAAUUACACGUAGUGCUCUGUGGAAAACAUGGAUCAAAUCUUAAAUAUAGUUUGGUAGUGUAUUUAAUUUUGAAGAUGAAAGUUACAGUUGUGAAACAUGUCUACUUAAACUGUUUCAGGAGGGAUCAUGCCUUUAUAAUAUUGAGAGACAUUUAAUUGAUUAUAUUAUACAACUAUCCUCCUGGGGAAAGUACCUCUACUAGGCUUUCUAAAGGAAAAUCUCAGGUGCUGUAGUCAUAUUGUCUUGUAAACUUUUGUUCAUUCUACUUGGUUUUACUUCAUUAUGAAUGUUGAAUUAUGCACCAUAGAUUUUGUAGUCAACAGCCAGCAUAAAAAUGCCCCACUCUGGGCUGUAUUGUUUUCUCUUACCAGUCAUCCUUAUCGUGAUCUGUUUUUAAGCAAAAUUCCCCAUUGAUUUUAAUGGGGGAUUCAGCUUAAAAAUGAAUGGUAUGGCCCAAUUACUGCAUGGUAACAAUGUUAAGAGCUAUAUACUCAGAGUUUGCACCCCAAGAAAAAGAAGGUAUGUAAGCCAUCUCCAACAAACUUGUUUUAUUGAUGCAGUCUUUUAGCUAUAGUAUAUAAUGUUCUUUAGAAUUAUUUUUUCACUUCUUCUUUUCUGUAGUUUAAAAUUAUAGGCCAGUUUUCACUAAAAUGCAAAGAUUAAAAAUAAAGAUGAUUAAAUCCAUAGUUUCACACUUUCUGUUUCACAUGUUACCAGAGAUACCUUUGUACAAGUAAGGGAAUCUGGUAUAUAUUUAUAAUGAUUUUACUUCUGUAUUGGGUAUAGCUGGUAAAAGAUGUAUUUAUUGUCAUGUAUGUGAAUAGUCUCACCAUAUAAGUGAUAAAUUUAUACUGAUCAUGUUGGCAUACAAUUUCAAGGUGCUUACAUUGCAGAGAUUAAGGUAACUACUUGACAUGCUGUUUUACAAAGCCUUAUGACUGAAAUAUUUUUAUUUUAAAAUAAACUUUUGUAGCUAGUGUAUUGCAUAUUGGCCUUGGCCUUCUUGAAAUUAGGGCAGGUUUUAAAGCGUUUUUAUAUCUUAAACUCCCUUGUACAAAUUUCAGGGAGUAACCAGGAACUAUGAACAGCCUGUUCUUAGUCCUUCAGAAUGUGGGAAACAUGUAGUUAUUGUCAUUGAACUAAAUGUAAGUGAUUAAUGUUAAUCUGAGAAGUCCUGUAGGUUUUUGCAAUCUUGAAAUGCAGAUUAAAAUAUUAAUAGUA
Messenger RNA from Malaclemys terrapin pileata, 6843 nucleotides. RefSeq names its product mitogen-activated protein kinase kinase kinase 21 (gene MAP3K21). The transcript has 11 exons. Lineage: Eukaryota; Metazoa; Chordata; Testudines; Emydidae. The record is from RefSeq and is a predicted model, not a curated record. The coding region runs from base 341 to 3592 and encodes 1083 amino acids. Gene Ontology annotation, molecular function: ATP binding; protein binding; JUN kinase kinase kinase activity. Gene Ontology annotation, biological process: protein phosphorylation.